Messenger RNA from Octopus bimaculoides (California two-spot octopus), 774 nucleotides. RefSeq lists its product as uncharacterized. Lineage: Eukaryota; Metazoa; Mollusca; Cephalopoda; Octopoda; Octopodidae. The record is from RefSeq and is a predicted model, not a curated record.
AGUAAAAGCAUUUAAAUAAUGGCAUACUACUUAAAGAAAAAUAACUAGAAGAAGUGACAGUAUCAAGACAGAUAUCCUGUUACCAACAUGCAUUUCUCGUCCGCGCUAAUUAUUUGUGCCUUCAUUUUCUUACUGGCCCAUGCAGUAAGUGGCAAGUAUAUUACUGAUGUCUUGAAAAGGAACGAAAGAAAGGAGUGUACUAUAUCCUACGAUUGCCCCAGUCCGCAUGAAGUAUGUGUUGGACAUAUUUGUACGAAAGAUCUCCCCUGUAAUAAGGACAACGAUUGCUUUUUCUACGCUGCUGCAGAUAUUGCCAAUGGAGCACCUCACCCGAAAUGCUAUAAAGUGUUGCAGGAAUAUAUAGUACCCACUGGUUAUGGCAUUUGCGUGGUUUCUGAAAAAGUUGGACAAUUGGGAGCCGUUCAAAGACUGAGUGGAAGUGACACUGACCAUCUUGAUGUUCAUCACUUGUAUCGUACACAAAAGUAAAAAUAUUUCUGUCAACAGAGAAAUAUUUGAAAUAGGCAGAAGAAAAUCAUGAAUAAGAAUAGAAUAUAUUCCACAAGAAAUAAAACGAAAUGUCAAACAAGCCAAAUUGAUUCUAAGUUGAAUAUUUCUAAACCCAAAGGUUAUUAAAUCCAUAAAAUGAUUUAUUAAGUUCCUAAAUUACUCAAUCCAUUUUCUGUGUUGCACCACCUAUAAUAAAGCAAGAUUCUGCUGUAGUUCUACAUGAAAUACAAUUGUAUUUGAAAUGUUCCUAUUCUAAAAAUGAAA